AUAACAGCUACUUGCUUCAUCCUGCCUGUGCAUUAGCGGGGGCUUUUCCUCUUUCCUCAGCAGGACUCGAAGAUGCCGCAGUUACUGCGAAACAUUAACGGGAUCAUCGAAGCCUUCAGGCGCUAUGCCAGGAUGGAGGGUGAUUGCGCAGUGCUGCAAAGAGGGGAGCUGAAAAGGCUCCUGGAGAAAGAGUUCGCUGACGUCAUCGUGAAACCCCAUGAUCCGGCCACUGUGGAUGAAGUCCUGCGCCUGCUAGAUGAAGAUGACACAGGGACAGUGGAAUUCAAGGAAUUCUUGGUCUUGGUGUUCAAAGUCGCCCAGGCCUGUUUCGAGACACUGAGUGAGGGUCCUGAGGGAGCGUGUGGAUCUCAGGAGUCUGGCCGUGAUGCCCCUGCAGCCACCCAAGAGCCAGGGGAAGGACACAGAAGCAGCCCUGCAGUGGGAAGGCCUGGGAGCAGGCAAGGCCCUGCAGGGAGCAGCGACGCACAGAGUGAGCAGGCUUCCGGGGGGCCAGGAGGGCCUGGGCCGCAGACCCAGGGUCAGGACAUCAGCUCUGCUCAGAUCAGUCACCAGGACAGGCAGUUUGAGUCUCAGAGACAGGAGGGAGUGAGCCAGUCUACACAAGCAAGGGGUCAUGUGGAGCAGGCCCAGAGAGUGCGAGAAGACAAGAGUCCUCAGACCAGAGAGAGGGGGACAGAGAGAGAGCCGCAGGCCAGGGAACAGGACAGAGCCCACCAGACAAGUGAGGCCGGCACUGGAACCAUAACUCAGACCCACACAAGUACCACUCAGACAGUGGAACAAAAUAGGAGCCAUCAGACUGGAAGUGCCAGCACCCAGCCACAGGAGUCCACCAGAGGGACUGGGACCCACAGUCAAGACGGGAGGCAGACAAACCAAGUGGUGACAGGAGGACAUACUCAGGCAGAGACAAGGUCACAAACCCAGACGGUGGAACAAAAUAGGAGCCAUCAGACUGGAAGUGCCAGCACCCAGCCACAGGAGUCCACCAGAGAGACUGGGACCCACAGUCAAGAUGGGAGGCAGACAAGCCAAGUGGUGACAGGAGGACAUAUUCAGGCAGAGACAAGGUCACAAACCCAGACGGUGGAACAAAAUAGGAGCCAUCAGACUGGAAGUGCCAGCACCCAGCCACUGGAGUCCACCAGAGGGACUGGGACCCACAGUCAAGAUGGGAGGCAGACAAGCCAAGUGACAAGAGGAGGACACAUUCAGACACAGACAAGGUCACAAACCCAGACGGUGGAACAAAAUAGGAGCCAUCAGACUGGAAGUGCCAGCACCCAGCCACGGGAGUCCACCUGCAGCCAGGCCAGGGGGACUGAGACCCACAGUCAAGACGGGUAUCAGAUGAGACAGGUUGUGACAGGAGGACACAUUCAGACACAGCCGGGGUCACAAACCCAGACACACACUCAGACCAGGGAGCUUGACAGGAGCUAUCAGGGAGGAAACACUAGCAUCCAGUCACAGGAGUCCAUCAGAGGCACUGAGAUCCACAGUCAGGAUGGGUAUCAGUCGAGACAGGCUGUGACGGGAGGACACAUUCACACACAGGGAGGUGCCCCCCAGGCCGUGGAACAGGACAGGGGCCAGAUUACAAGCCACACCAGGGCAGGAGAACAGGGCCAGACCCAGAGGCAGUCAGGCAGUACUCAAAGACAGACACAGGUGAGCAACUGCGAGGCAGGAGAGACAGUGCUGGGAGGGCAGGCCCAGACUGGGGCGAGCACCGUGACGGGCAGAAGGGACACGAGCGGUACCCACCCACCGUGCAGUGUGACAGGAGGUCAGGGAGAAAGAGAUCCCACCGCGGUUCAGCAGGAGUGGGUUGAUGACCACACAAGGGAGACAGUGAUCCGAAGGCAGGACCAGGGCAGUCUGCACGCUAGUGUCCCUUCAGCACAAGGCCGGGAGGCAGCCCAGCCAGAAGGGAAGCGAGGACUCACAGCUAGGGGACUGUAUUCCUACUUCAAAAGCAGCAAGCCAUGAGUGCCCCAGCCCUGGACUCCGGUGUCCAGCACAGAGAAGAGCAGAGGGCAGUUGGCUUGCUGUGCCCUGGCCAGUCCGGUUAGCAAGUCUCUGAACGUUAGCUCUUCAUCGCGGUACUUUGCUGUUAGUUCUUUCUCAGUGAGGCCAUUUCUGCAAGGUGAUUGCUAUCCUAAAAUUUUGUCUCUUACCUGCUUUGCUGAGCAGAUGCUCUCAGGGGCAAGAAGACAUGGAACAACUCAUCCCUUUGUGCCACGUUUUCCUUAGCUUGUGGGGGGUUUCAGUUACUUUUAUAGAUUCUG
Molecule: messenger RNA, 2312 nt
Organism: Odocoileus virginianus texanus
Lineage: Eukaryota; Metazoa; Chordata; Mammalia; Artiodactyla; Cervidae
Source: RefSeq, a predicted model, not a curated record